GUCACUUCCAGCCCUUCAUUCCCAUGCGCUAUCCGGUGUGGGUGCUCUGGUUCGGUCACGUUGGUUACCCCGGGAGCGUUGGAUGAGGUGACCCUAACGCCAUGAAGAUCACUCGUCAAAAGCACGCUAAAAAGAUCCUGACUCUUUACCGGUACAGCUUCCGCUUCCGGGAACCGUACCAGGUGCUGCUGGACGGGACUUUCUGCCAAGCGGCUCUAAAGAACAAGAUUCAGAUCAAGGAGCAGCUGCCGAAGUACCUGAUGGGGGAGGUGCAGCUGUGCACCACGAACUGCGUUUUAAAGGAGUUGGAAUCCUUGGGGAAAGAACUGUAUGGAGCUAAAUUAAUCGCCCAAAGAUUUCAAGUGAGGAGCUGUUCUCAUUUCAAGAAUCCCGUCGGUGGCUCUGCAUGCCUUUUAUCCAUGACUGCGGAUAACAACCCACACCAUUACUUCAUCGCCACGCAGGAUCAGGAACUGGCAGCAAAAAUUAAGAAAAAGGCAGGCGUGCCUCUGAUGUUUAUUAUUCAGAACACUAUAGUGCUUGACAAGCCUUCCCAAAAAUCUGUGGCCGCUGUCCAAAGCGGGCAGACCAGUCAGAUCAUUCCUGAACACCAGAAGCAGAACAUCGAGCACCUCAAGGAUGAGCAGGAGUUGUCGAAGGCGCCCGAACGCAGAGGGAAGAAACGAAAAAGAGUCAGCGGCCCCAACCCCUUAAGUUGCCUUAAGAAAAAGAAUAAGCCGGCAGCUCCUCCGGCCACGUCGGCUUCGGAACAAGCCAAACGCAAGAGGAGAAGGAAGCGCAGUAAAGCAGCAGGGACAGAGGCUUUAAAGGCAUCGUAACGUGUCUGAGGACUGAAAACCACAUUUGGACAAUGACUUUAUAAUUACUGCAAAUGUUAUUUUUAUAUUAAGGGUUUUUUAUCUUUCGUUUGAUGUAUUCAUAAUUCAUUGUGAAUAAUAUACAUAACUGGGAAACACUUCUGUGUGUGUGUGUGUGUGUGUGUGUGUGUGUGUGUGUGUGCGCGCGCAAAUGUAAUUUGUCAACCACCAAGGUUUUACUUAAAAAAGCAGGAAUUUGCAGGAGAAUUGUAAGAAA
Messenger RNA from Spea bombifrons (plains spadefoot toad), 1095 nucleotides. It is a transcript of the gene UTP23, whose product is annotated as UTP23 small subunit processome component. The record is from RefSeq and is a predicted model, not a curated record. Bases 102 to 839 code for a protein of 245 amino acids. NCBI's taxonomy places the organism in Eukaryota, Metazoa, Chordata, Amphibia, Anura, Pelobatidae. Gene Ontology annotation, molecular function: small ribosomal subunit rRNA binding. The transcript has 3 exons. Gene Ontology annotation, cellular component: small-subunit processome; nucleolus.